Salarias fasciatus (jewelled blenny) is the source of this 916-nucleotide messenger RNA. RefSeq names its product chaperonin containing TCP1, subunit 3 (gamma) (gene cct3). Gene Ontology annotation, molecular function: ATP-dependent protein folding chaperone; ATP binding. The transcript is spliced from 8 exons. Bases 80 to 895 code for a protein of 271 amino acids. The record is from RefSeq and is a predicted model, not a curated record. NCBI's taxonomy places the organism in Eukaryota, Metazoa, Chordata, Actinopteri, Blenniiformes, Blenniidae.
GUGUGUGUGUGUGUGUGUGUGUGUGUGUCAGACGGACAUAGAGAUCAGUAAGGAGGAGGACUUUGCCCGGAUCCUGCAGAUGGAGGAGGAGUACAUCCAGCAGAUCUGUGAGGACAUCAUCCGCCUGAAACCAGACCUGGUCUUCACUGAGAAGGGGAUCUCAGACCUGGCUCAGCACUACCUGAUGAAGGCCAACAUCACGGCGAUCCGCCGCGUCAGGAAGACCGACAACAACCGCAUCGCCAGGGCGUGCGGCGCCCGCAUUGUGAGCCGUACCGAUGAGCUGCGUGAGGAAGACGUGGGUUUGGGGGCGGGGCUGUUCGAGGUGAAGAAGAUCGGAGACGAGUACUUCACCUUCAUCACGGAGUGUAAAGACCCCAAGGCCUGCAGCAUCCUGCUGAGGGGGGCCAGCAAGGAGAUCCUGGCUGAGGUGGAGCGGAACCUGCAGGACGCCAUGCAGGUCUGCCGUAACGUGCUGCUGGACCCCCACCUGCUGCCGGGCGGCGGCGCCGUGGAGAUGGCCGUGUCCAAGCGCCUGACGGAGCGGUCCCGCUCCCUGACCGGCGUGGAGCAGUGGCCGUACCGCGCCGUGGCCCAGGCGCUGGAGGUCAUCCCGCGCACCCUGAUCCAGAACUGUGGAGCGUCCACCAUCCGGGUGCUGACGUCUCUCAGGGCUAAACACACCCAGGAUAACAGUGUGUGUUGGGGGGUGGACGGGGAGACCGGCUGUCUCUCGGACAUGUCCUCUCUGGGGAUCUGGGAGCCGCUGGCCGUUAAAGCUCAGACCUACAAGACGGCCGUGGAGACCGCCAUCCUGCUGCUGCGUAUCGACGACAUCGUCUCCGGCCACAAGAAGAACAAAGACGAGCCGAUGGGAGGACAGGGAGCCGAGUAGACCUGGAAUCUGGGAACUCCC